UGUUUAUGAUCAUAUAACAAACAAAUGGGUCUGGGUCUGGGGAGUAAUCGGGGGCAAGGGUGUGUGUGGGUGCGUGUAGAAUAUCCCAUGGCUUCUCUAUCAGGAAGCAAGUGGAGACAUUUACUAAGGGAGCAAAGCACUCAAAUACACAAAAGGUCAUGAAACAUCACCGUGCUCAUCCCCCUAAGGCAUGGAAGUCUGUCAGAGAAGGAGCUGCACAAAAGAAGAGCAAGUCACAGCAGCACCCAGAAUCUUCCAGCAAAAAAGCAGAUGGAGGACAAAAACUGGGACAAGAGAAAGAGGUCACACAGCCAGCCAAGAAGAGAGAGAAGCGACAGAGGGAGCAGUCCCCUGAAGGUUCUUGGAGCACAAAAAAGGUGAAGUUGGCCCCUGGCAAAACAGCAGCCUGGCAGCCACUCCCAGACAGCAGCAUCAAUCACCUGGGAGGCAUGAUGGAUUCAGUAAUAUUAUCCAUUCUGAGUAAAUCAGUACAAGAAAAAGAUGACAUUCAAAAGCACCUCAACCUCCUGAAGGAAAGGCUUCUAAGACAUUACAAGACCCUGAAGGUGCCUAUUGGGAAGCUAAGCAACCUGAAAAAUGUGCUGAGUCUUAAGGUGGCAGAGAAACAGAAUCUCUCAUCCAAUGAAGAGGCUAUGGCCCUACUGCAGGAAGAAAUAACCACAGCUGUGCAGACAGCUGAGAACACAGACGAGAAUAUUCAGAGCCUGCAGGACAAAAUCCAGACUCUCAGGAACUGGUUGGAGGAAGCUGAGGACAAGGCUAAGAAGCUGUUCCAGAAAAAUGGGACAGGGGUCCUCAGUCUUCCAGAACUCCCAAAGCACAGCCUGACAGCACCCAUUCUGCAGGAGGAGAUUCUGAAAAUCCAAGACCAGAAAGGUAUUCUGAAGGACCUAAGCACUAUCCAGCACUCAGCUGAGAUGAAGAACAUGUUGACCCUCCUUGAACAGGCCUAUGAGAAGGUGGACUCCCUUUGAGGAAUCCAUACACGAAGUUAUGCUGAGGCAGGCUUUAUUUCAUGGUCCAGCAGGUGUUUGAUCCCGCGACAAUGUUUUUUGCUUCUAAAGACUUGCCUUCUGCAAUCACCAAGUGUCUAUUAGUCAAUCGUUUAUUAGCCAGAUAUUGGCACAAUAUAUUGAUUGUUGCCCAGUGGGACAUUAGUGACAUGCUGCUUUUUCACUGGCGUAAAGACCAGACAUAUAGAACCUAGCUCAUCCACAUAAGGGCCGCUUUUAAAUAGUGUAUAUAUUAUCUAUUAAUAAACUGGGUUAUGGCUGAUAUUUUC
Messenger RNA from Mauremys reevesii (Reeves's turtle), 1303 nucleotides. RefSeq names its product centromere protein Q (gene CENPQ). Bases 159 to 995 code for a protein of 278 amino acids. NCBI's taxonomy places the organism in Eukaryota, Metazoa, Chordata, Testudines, Geoemydidae. The transcript has 9 exons. The record is from RefSeq and is a predicted model, not a curated record.